Sinocyclocheilus anshuiensis is the source of this 2696-nucleotide messenger RNA. It is a transcript of the gene vit, whose product is annotated as vitrin. The coding region runs from base 115 to 2343 and encodes 742 amino acids. The transcript has 20 exons. The record is from RefSeq and is a predicted model, not a curated record. Gene Ontology annotation, biological process: positive regulation of cell-substrate adhesion; extracellular matrix organization. NCBI's taxonomy places the organism in Eukaryota, Metazoa, Chordata, Actinopteri, Cypriniformes, Cyprinidae.
CUUCACUGGAGUUUCAAAGCGUCUCUGCGCGUCAGCCGAGCAGCUCUAAAGGAAGCAAUACAGAGGCUUAAGAGAACAUCUGGCCAGAUUUACACUCUUGCUGUGGAGCUCAAGAUGAGUAGACCAGCUCUCACUGCUGUCUUUGUAGCAUUUCUGCUGACUUCCAGUGGAGCAAAGCCCAAUGGCAAGAACAAAAAGCCAAAACAAGUUGUGCCAGCAAUAGAAUGUGAUAUGUGGGCUGGGAAGAUCAGUCUCCCAGAGUUUAUUGUUAAGUGUCCAGCUAACUGCAGGGAGACCAAGGAGAAAGUGUAUGGGACGGGUGUAUUUGCCUCCAUAUCCAGUAUCUGCAAUGCUGCCAUUCACAGCGGAGUCAUCACUAACUCUGGAGGAAAGGUAAUUGUGAUGAAGAUGGCAGGACAGGCGAUCUACAAGGGUAGCUUUGCCAACGGUGUCCGCUCUCUGUGCUUACCCAACUGGAGAGAAUCCUUUUCUGUCUCAGUGGGUAAACCAAAGAAGGGGGUGAUCUACGCAUCCACUCUGGUCUUUGUACUAUCAAGAUCCACCACAGUGAAAACAGACCCGUCGUACUCCACAGUGUCACCAGCGACAGAUCCAAGCUCCACUGCAGCCCUGCCCACAACCACUCAUGUGACCACACCCAUCGCCACAGCCCCACCCAUUACCACAUCAGCCACGCCACGGGUCACUGUUAGUAAAGUCCGCGAGGCAGGCAGCAGUUACCCGUAUUUCAGCUCUGUUGCACGACAGUCACAGAGCGCCCAAGGAAAGGGUCCUACACAAGCAUUUAGAGGCAGCUCCGUCUAUGCCAAUAGGUUUUCACCUCGCACAAACACAGCAGGUGUGCACAGGCCAGAGACGGUCAUCAUGAUCCGAAGACAGCCACAUGUUUCCUCAGCUUCAGUUUUCAGUCGGGUACAUCCGCAGUCUGAGAGGAAGCAGCACACGGCGCAGUCUAAUCCCACAUUUGCAAGAAGAUAUUGGCCGCACCCUGCAUACGCACGGCCUGAUGGGUUCUCUGGCACCAGAAGACCAACAGUUCUUGACCCAAGGCCUGAUAACACUGAGUAUGAGCACUGGCUGUAUAACUCUGGACAGUAUCCUCCUGAGCCAGAAGCCCACACGCCUCCAUCUGAUACGAGGCACACCAGAGACUGUGAAGUUGAUAUUGCAUUCCUCAUGGAUGGCAGCUGGAGCAUUGGGAAACGCCGUUUUAAGAUUCAGAAAGACUUCCUUGUGGAAGUUUCUCAGGUCAUUAAUGUGGGUGUUGCUGGACCCAUGAUGGGCAUCAUUCAAUACGGGGAUGAUCCAGUCACAGAAUUCAGUCUAAAACGGUUCUCCAGCUCCAAGGAUCUGAAGCCGGCCAUCAGCAAAAUAGUCCAGAAGGGCGGUCUGUCCAAUGUAGGGAAGGCCCUCUCCUACAUCAACAAGCAUUUCUUCAGUGAUGCUAAUGGGAACAGAGGUGGGGCACCCAAUGUGGCUGUGGUUCUGGUGGACGGCUGGCCCACUGACAAAGUGGAGGAGGCCUCACGUCUGGCCAGAGAGUCAGGCAUCAACAUCUUCUUUGUCACCAUCGAGGGCCCAGAUGAGAAUGAAAAACAGAACGUGAUGGAGACCAACUUUGUUGACAAGGCAGUGUGCAGAACCAAUGGCUUCUUCUCGCUCUCCAUCUCAAGCUGGUUUGCCUUGCGCAAAGAAGUGCAGUCUCUGGUGAAGCGCGUGUGCGACACAGACCGCCUGGUGUGCAGUAAGACCUGCCUUAACGCCAACGACAUUGCCUUCGUCAUCGACGGCUCCAGCAGCGUGGGAACCGGAAACUUCCGCACCGUGCUCCAGUUCGUCGCAAACGUGACGCAGGAAUUUGAGAUCUCGGACACGGAUACGCGCGUAGGAAUCAUACAGUACACGUAUGAGCAGAGGCUUGAGUUCACUUUUGGUCAACACAACAACAAAGCUGAUCUGCUGAACGCUAUCAAGCGUAUAAACUACUGGAGCGGAGGUACCAGCACGGGAGCCGCCAUCACAUAUGCUGCAGAUCAACUCUUCAGCAAAUCCAAACCCAACAAGCGCAAGAUCAUGAUUGUCAUCACAGACGGACGCUCCUACGAUGACGUGAGGGCCCCAGCGCUGGCAGUACAUCGUAAAGGUGUGAUCGCGUACUCCAUUGGUAUAGCCUGGGCUAUACAGGACGAGCUGGAAUACAUCGCCACCGACCCCGACAGAGACCACUCUUUCUUUGUGGAUGAGUUUGACAACCUCUACAAGUAUGUACCAAAGAUUAUUCACAACAUCUGCAAUGAGUUCAACUCCCAACCACGUAACUGAACCAGGCCUACAGAUGAAAAUUGUGGAAUAUCACCAACAAUCCAAGGAGUAAGUGCAUUACACAGUUAGAAAUACAGUUACAAAUGUAGCAUACUGUAGUUAGAAGCCUUACUUUCUGGAUGAAAAGCUCAGAGGACGCCAGCAUGUUUCCAGAUUAGAUUUUUUUGCAAUUUAAACAAAAUAGAGUGUGGAAAUGGUAAAGACGGCAGUGGAUGUGUUUUCGGUGAUUUUGGAUUAAUAUGUGAUCGACUUCACGGAGUGACAGAUUUUCUGAUGUGCACAUCAAUAGAGGUAUAGAGAAAAAACUUGCUUACAGUUUUUGCAUAUGUCGUUUCAGUUAAAGAUUAUUUAUA